Molecule: messenger RNA, 3443 nt
Organism: Zeugodacus cucurbitae (melon fly)
Lineage: Eukaryota; Metazoa; Arthropoda; Insecta; Diptera; Tephritidae
Gene: slgA
Product: proline dehydrogenase 1, mitochondrial
Exons: 13
Coding region: 312-2465 (717 amino acids)
Cellular component (GO): mitochondrion
Molecular function (GO): proline dehydrogenase activity; FAD binding
Source: RefSeq, a predicted model, not a curated record
UCGUUGCUACCGUCGUCAUUAUAGCCACCACCGUUUGCCAAUUUGGUUCGAUUCACCUCGUCAGAUUUUGGUCUCAGUCAGUCAGUCGUGCACCGUUCAGCUCGGGACUUGUGAAUCGCUGGUCGGUUGACCAAAAUCUAAAAAAAGCCACAAAAGUGCGGAACAAUCACGGUAUACAUACAUACAGAUCAACCUUUAAAUAGUGCAGCUGAAUAUUGAAUUUGAGUGCUGAAUUUAGUACAGCAAUCAGUUGAUUUGAUUCCCGUUCCCGUCGUACAACUUUAAACUUAAUAUCAGUGUGUGUGUAUGUGAUGGCGUUUUUGCGUUCCAUUUGUGCUCAACGUGCCACAUCGAAUUUGGUUUACAGUCGCAAUAAAAGUAAUCGGAGCACCGCAUCUGUGUGGAGAUCAAGUGGUGAGGCAACCGCCACAGCAUCGAUAUCGACAUCGGCAACGUUAGGAUCAACGAACCAGCAAGAGGCACGUCAUGUAACUGAUCGUAAAGCAAACGAUCUCAAAUACACAGCGGCAUCACAGUGUCAGUUAAGUCGACGAGAGCAGCAGCAACGUCAACUUCUCAGCAGCAUUCUUUUCUCACCUGCCUACAACUCAAGGCAUACACUAUUCACAAAGGAACCACUCGCACGAUCUGUCGUUGCUGCUCGACAAGAGGCUGAGCCUGAAAUAAAACGAACCCGAUCUCAUAAGCCCCCACAACAACAACCCAAUGUUCCUGCUAAUCCCCAACGUGAUCCAUUGGAUGUCAGUUUCAAUGAUCCUAUCGCGGCAUUCAAGAGCAAAACAACAUGGGAGCUGAUACGCGCCUAUUUGGUGUACACCGUUUGUUCCAUUGAGCCCGUAGUGGAGAACAAUCUCAAGAUAAUGAAAAUUACACGCACCCUAAUAGGUGACCGGCUGUUUGCGUUGCUGAUGAAGCUAUCUUUUUAUGGACACUUUGUUGCGGGCGAAAAUAGACGUACUAUCGUGCCGACUCUGGAAAGGCUGCGUUCGUUUGGCGUGAAACCGAUUCUCGACUACUCUGUGGAGGAGGAUCUCUCUCAGGAAGAGGCUGAGAAGCGUGAAGUUGAGUCUUCAGUUUCCAGCGCUGGCGAUGUCAAAGAUGAUGGUACGAUAGCUCAAUACCAUGUGGAGAAGUCCUUCGCCGAUCGGCGUUACAAGGUGAGCAGCGCCCGAACUUAUUUCUACUUGAAUGAAGCUACUUGCGAACGUAAUAUGGAAAUAUUCAUAAAAUGCUUGGAAGCCGUUUCAGAUGAUGAUCAUAAAACUGUACCCCGACCCGUUGCUGAGGGCGCCACUUUUGGUACAGGCAUUACGGCUAUUAAGCUUACAGCGCUCGGACGGCCCCAGCUUUUGCUGCAAGUUUCAGAGGUGAUAAUGCGAACUCGCAAAUACAUGGAGGACCUAGUCGGUGGUCAGGGUAAUGUGCUGACUCAUCACAAGACCAUCAAAGAUCUGGAGAAGUAUUAUUCCAGUUUGGGUGACAAUAAAAACGUACAGGAUUUCUUGAAGAAUGUUACUUCGGACAAGGAAGGUAUUCUCCACUUAUUCCCCUGGUCUGGCAUUGUGGAUGAGGAUUCGCAGUUGAGUGACACUUUCCGUGUGCCAGACCCACAAACCGGACAAAUGCGUCGAUUGAUCUCACAGAUUCCGCCCAAAGAAGAGGAAAUGUUCAGGAAUAUGAUUCGCCGUGUCAAUACAAUUGUUAAGGCCGCUGCCGAUCUGGAUGUCCGCAUAAUGAUCGACGCUGAACAGACCUAUUUCCAACCUGCCAUUUCGCGCAUCACUCUAGAAAUGAUGCGCAAGUACAACAAGGAAAAGGCCAUCGUAUUCAACACUUAUCAAUGUUACCUGCGAGAAACCUUCGGAGAGGUGUGCACUGACUUGGAGCAAGCAAAACGCCAGAACUUCUACUUCGGCGCCAAAUUAGUGCGUGGUGCCUACAUGGAGCAAGAACGAGAGCGCGCUGCUAGCAUGAACUAUCCGGAUCCAAUCUGCGCCAAUUAUGAGGCCACCACAGAUAUGUACCACAAAACAUUGACUGAAUGUUUGCGAAGAAUAAAGUUAAUGAAGGACUGUGGGGAGGAUGCUAAGAAGAUUGGUAUUAUGGUGGCAUCUCACAACGAGGAUACCGUGCGCUUUGCCAUCGAAAGAAUGAAAGAAAUCGGAAUCUCGCCUGAAGAUAAAGUCAUCUGCUUUGGUCAAUUAUUGGGAAUGUGCGAUUAUAUCACCUUCCCGUUAGGUCAAGCUGGCUACUCUGCGUACAAGUACAUCCCCUACGGACCAGUCAAUGAAGUUUUGCCAUAUUUGUCACGACGAGCACAGGAGAAUAAGGGUGUCUUGAAGAAAAUUCAAAAGGAGAAACGUUUGCUACUUUCCGAAAUCCGACGUAGAUUCUUGACUGGCAAAAUAUUCUACAAGCCUAAGGGCAACUAUGUGCCCAUAUAAACUUGCCCCACUUAAAAGUCCAACACACAAAUCGAAAGCAAACUUACAUACACACACACUCAUACGACAAGCAUACAGAUAGAACAGAAAGGUGAAACCUACUAGAUACAAGAUAUGGGAAUCACCAGUCGCCGAAUCCGAAUGCAAUAAAUCGUUGCUGAAAAUCAAAAUGUGUAAAAUUUUAUUUAUACAAAUAAAUCCUUAACUGAAACACACAAUAAAUUGAUAUUACGAAAUAUUUGUAUUUAAAGUAAAUGUGAAACCACUGAUAUGAAAUGAUAAAAACUAGACUUACAUAACUAAAAAUUGUAACUAAUUUUCGAGAACAAAAACAACAUGACAUUUGAGGAUCGCUACUGGCUGGUUAACAGUACAUUUGGCACAUGUACACGCACAAGUGGGAGUUUAACUGUGUCUAAGACAGUCUUACAUACGGCAAUUGGUGGACCCCUGGAAAGAGCAGACACAGCUGCACUUCUGCACGUGUGUACGCACUGCAAAUGCGUAAUCCUCCAACGCUGCUCGACAAUUCAAAAAAAUCUCGUCAUUGCUUUAUUUUAAGUUGAUUUAUCUAGUUCGUGUAUUACAUAUAAGACAUACUUUGUGGUUGGCCUUUGGCUCGUUUUAUUUUUAAUAAACUAAGCUAGCGUAUGCGACAUACCUCUUAGCGCUGCAAGUGCUGCUCGUAUUAGUUCUAUUAUUUAAUGUUCAAGCACGGUAAAUCUAAGCACCUCUCCUACUCACUUGUAACGCAUUAUUUUAUUAUAUUUACGAUAUUGGAAAUGUUUCUGCUUCAAAUUUUAGUUUUACGAAUAUCUAGUUGAAUUGAAUGUAAUUUAGCUAAAUGUAAACAAUUCAAUUUUAUUUUAUUUCGAGAGAGUCUUUUAGAUCACUGAAACAGAUAGUUAGUAUAAUUUCUUGUUAAAAAUUAUAUGGUAGCUUAUUCGUUAAUUAUGUUUUUGGCUCCUAAAUGUAUGC